Molecule: messenger RNA, 414 nt
Organism: Apiotrichum porosum
Lineage: Eukaryota; Fungi; Basidiomycota; Tremellomycetes; Trichosporonales; Trichosporonaceae
Gene: UBC12
Product: NEDD8-conjugating protein ubc12
Exons: 5
Coding region: 1-414 (137 amino acids)
Biological process (GO): protein neddylation
Cellular component (GO): nucleus
Molecular function (GO): NEDD8 transferase activity
Source: RefSeq, a predicted model, not a curated record
AUGAAGAUGGUGUACCCUGACCCCGCGGACAUCCUCAACUUCCGCCUCACCAUUGAGCCUGACGAGGGCAUCUACAAGGGCGGCGUGUUCGACUUUACCUUUGCCAUUAACCAGAACUACCCCCACGAGGCCCCCAAGGUCAGGUGUACGCAGAAGAUCUACCACCCCAACCUGGACCUCGAGGGUAACGUCUGCCUGAACAUCCUCCGCGAAGACUGGAAGCCCGUCCUCAACCUCUCGUCGGUCCUCGUCGGCCUGCAGUACCUCUUCCUCGAGCCCAACCCGGACGACCCGCUCAACAAGGACGCGGCCGAGGACCUGAGGCGUAACAGGGACGCAUUCGCGGCCAACGUCAAGACAUCGAUGCGCGGCGGCACCGUCCGAGGCCAGACGUUCGACCGCGUCUUGAAGUAG